Eimeria tenella is the source of this 2622-nucleotide messenger RNA. RefSeq names its product DNA topoisomerase III beta-1, putative. The record is from RefSeq and is a predicted model, not a curated record. Lineage: Eukaryota; Apicomplexa; Conoidasida; Eucoccidiorida; Eimeriidae. The transcript has 22 exons. The coding region runs from base 1 to 2622 and encodes 873 amino acids. Gene Ontology annotation, cellular component: nucleus. Gene Ontology annotation, biological process: porphyrin-containing compound biosynthetic process; DNA topological change. Gene Ontology annotation, molecular function: DNA topoisomerase type I (single strand cut, ATP-independent) activity; DNA binding; coproporphyrinogen oxidase activity.
AUGAUGAAAGCUGAGGGACCCGAAGAGCACCCAGACGAGGCCUUUCGCGAGGCUUGGGUGUCUUCUUUGUACGAGGCUCAGUCUUCGAUCUGCAGCGCGGUGGAGGAGCUGGAGGCGAGUUUCGCGGCCGAGCAGCAGCAGCAGCAGCAGCAGCAGGAUGAGGACGCGGGGCCCCGCGUCUGCGCGAAGAAGUUUGAAAACACCCGCUGGGAGAGGGGCCCCGGCCAGGGCGGAGGGCUGACGAGGGUUUUCCAAGAAGGUGCAGUUUUUUGCAAAGCUGCUGUCAACCAAAGAGUGGACCCGGCGUCUCUGUUUGAGGCGCCGGUGAUAAAGACAGAAGCAAAUCCGAAGCAGCGGCUGGCGAAGCACUUGCAAGAAGAGGCUCGGGGCUGCAUGCACUUGGUGCUGUGGCUCGACUGCGACAGAGAAGGCGAAAACAUUUGCUUCGAAGUCCUCGACCUCUGCAAGGCCCACCUCGUGAAGCCCCCCAACAAACAGCAGCAGCAAAUAUGGCGCGCCCACUUCUCCGCUUUAGCACCUACAGAUAUCCAGAAGGCCAUGAAGCAGCUGGGCUCUCCCAAUAAGGACGAGAGCGACGCUGUGGAUGCGCGGCAAGAGCUGGACUUGAAAAUCGGCGUCGCCUUCACCCGCUUCCAGACGCAGUACUUCCAGGGCAAGUACGGAGACCUGGACUCUUCUUUAAUAUCUUACGGGCCCUGCCAGACGCCGACGCUGCAGCUGUGCGUACACCGCAGCGACACCAUCCAGGCCUUUAGGCCGGAGGAAUAUUACCAGAUUCAGCCAAUUGUCCGAGUUGGGGAGCAGGAGUUGACGCUCGAGUGGGCCAGAGGUCAAGUUUUUGACCGCGUGGUGGCCCAGAUGUUUCACUUUAUAGUGCAGUCCGCCACCUUCGCCGUCGUCAGCACCACCAAACAAACUGAAGAAGUUCUUCCGAUGCCUCAGGCCCUCAACACUGUGGCGCUGCUUAAGGCCGCCAGCCAGCGCCUGGGACUGGGGCCCCAGCACGCGAUGCAGGUGGCGGAGCGUCUGUAUCUUGGGGGCUUCAUAACUUAUCCUCGCACAGAGACAUGCACUUACCCUCCCUCUUUCGACCUCAAGGGCACAGUGGCCAUGCAAGCAGCAAAUCCCUACUGGGGAACCGACGCCCAGCAGAUCCUGCAACGGGGCCUGGCGAAGCCGCGGGCGGGGACGGACGCGGGGGACCAUCCGCCGAUAACUCCAGUGCGGAGCGCGACGGAAGGCGAAGUGGGGGGCGGGGACGCGUGGGCUGUUUACGAGCUGGUGUGUCGCAGCUUUUUGGCCUCAGUGGCUGGAAACUGCAGGUUCAAGAAGACCACGAUUUGCUUCCAAGUCCACGGCGAGGCCUUCGCUGCCAGCGCCAAAGUUUGCCUCGACCCCGGCUUUACCACUGUCUUGAGACAAACGGAAAUCCGAGACUCCAGGCUCCCUCCCCUCAGCGCCGGAGACAAAGUCCCACUCCAGAGCGUCUCUAUCGUGGAGCGACUGACUUCCCCGCCCCCAUAUUUGUCGGAGUCGGAUUUGCUGGGGCUUCUUGAGCGCCACCGAAUCGGCACAGACGCCUCCAUGGCGACGCACAUUAACAACAUUUGCGAAAGAAACUAUGUUUCGCUUGUUUCUGGCCGCCGCCUAGAGCCCACCAAGCUGGGCAUUUGCCUCGUCCACGGCCUCAUGGCAAUUGACGCAGAGUUGGUUCUUCCCUUCGUGCGCGCCUCCAUAGAGCAGCUGGUCGACGUCAUUGCCAAGGGAAAAGCCCCCAGGGAGGCGGUGGUGCAGCACUCGCUGAAGAUAUUUAAGGCCAAGUUUUGCUACUUCGUCAACAAAGUUGAGAGAAUGGACGCUUUAUUCGACGUCACCUUCACCGCUUUGUCGGCCACAGGCAACCCGCUGUCCCGCUGCGGGCGCUGCAACCGCUACAUGAACUUCAUAGCCCGGAGGCCCUCGCGUUUGCACUGCCGCACGUGCGACCUCACUCUCGACGUCCCGCAGACAGGCACCAUCAAGCUUUACAAGGAGCUGAAGUGCCCACUGGACGGCUACGAGUUGCUGCUUUCUGUCAACACGGGGGGCAAGGCCUUCCCCUUUUGUCCUCUCUGUUACAACGACCCACCCUUUGACACUGAGGGAGCGAAAGUCAUGACCUGCGUGGACUGCCAGCACCCCUCUUGUCGCCAUUCAAUAAAUGCUGUGGGAGUUAUGCGCUGCCCUCAAGAGCACUGCGACGGUUUGCUUUACCUCAACCCGGUGUCGCAGCCUCGCUGGCGCCUCGACUGUACGGUCUGCAGAUUUGAGCUCCUUCUAUUUGAAGGCGCAUUUAAAGUCACAGUGACGGAUGAGGAAUGCGCCGAAUGCGGCAGCAUGCUGCUCGACGUCACCUUCUCAAAGUCCAACCCUCUCAAGGACGGCUCUACCGAGCGCAAAGGCUGUGUGGUGUGCGACCCUGUGCUGAACGAAUUCGUGUCGAGCAGGUUAGGCAACGUUGCAAGACGCAGAGGAGGCAAUUUCAGAGGGAGGGGCCGCAGGGGUCGCGGCAGAGGCCGCAAGCCUCCCGUAGACCCCAAGCUCAGCUUCGACCGCUUCUAA